This is a messenger RNA of Bicyclus anynana (squinting bush brown), 849 nucleotides long. Its product is annotated as nitric oxide synthase-like. The transcript is spliced from 4 exons. Gene Ontology annotation, biological process: nitric oxide biosynthetic process. Gene Ontology annotation, molecular function: nitric-oxide synthase activity; FMN binding. Lineage: Eukaryota; Metazoa; Arthropoda; Insecta; Lepidoptera; Nymphalidae. The record is from RefSeq and is a predicted model, not a curated record. Bases 201 to 806 code for a protein of 201 amino acids.
UGGCGCGGGUGUGAAAUAGUGCGGGGAAUUGAGGUGCAUUAGUCGUGGGUUUUUCAUUCAUCGCUACACGCCCCCUGGCCCGGGCGGGCCAUCGGGAGUGUUACGAACGAAUAUGCCAAGCUAUAAUGUUUAUUUUGUUGGUAAGUAUUUGGUUGACUUGAAAUGUAUCAUUCCAGGAAUUCGCAAAACAUUUGUUGCAAAUGCUAUAUAAUGAAAAGAAAAAUCAAGGAGAUCAAGUUGAUAGUGCUGGGACCGUCAAAGUACACACGCCCAAAUCACUAAUACGAACAAACAGUGCCAUGACACCGAGUAUCGACUACAAAAAACAGUUGUCUCGUAUGGAGUCCAAUAAGAAUUCAAAUACUAUCGACUACAAAAGACAACUAUCACGUUUGGAAUCCAAUAAAAGUAGUAUAACUGCAUCAACACCCGAAAUCAUAGGUCCAUUGAGCAAUGUAUGUUAUGCCGUAUUUGCUCUGGGCUCUAGUGCGUAUCCAAAAUACUGUAACUUUGGAAAAACUAUGGAUAGAGUUCUGGAAGAGUUAUUAGGAGAGAGGCUAUUAGAAUUAACAUGCGGUGAUGAAAUGUGCGGCCAAGAACAACAGUUUCGUAGUUGGUCGUCAAACAUAUUUCAGCCAUUGAUGGAUACAGAGAGGGGUCUGCUUUUCCAAAAUCGUCACGACCACAAGAUAAUUUUCCCCGACCCGCGACACGAUCCCGGUCAGAACACAACUAAGCAGAGAGUGUAUACCAAACGAUACACACAGAUCGAAAUAUACGAUCACGUUGUUCGAAGAAAAACUUGAGAAUUUGAUUCAUGCCAAGAAUAAUUCCGGCCAGUUUAUAAUC